Molecule: messenger RNA, 3921 nt
Organism: Hyla sarda
Lineage: Eukaryota; Metazoa; Chordata; Amphibia; Anura; Hylidae
Gene: RNF20
Product: ring finger protein 20
Cellular component (GO): nucleus; HULC complex
Molecular function (GO): ubiquitin protein ligase activity; metal ion binding
Source: RefSeq, a predicted model, not a curated record
CGCCAUCCCGGAACCGGAGCCGGACUCCGACAGUAACUCCGAGCGCAAGGACAGCGAGCGAGGUGAUGGGAUGUCGGAGUCGUCCUUCUCGUUCCUGGGCACUCUGGCGAGCAGCAGCAGCGAGGAGAUCGAGUCUCAGCUGCAGGACCGCGUGGAGUCAUCCCGGCGCGCCGUGGCCCGCAUAGUGCAGGUGUACGACCGUCUGCACACUCGGCUGGACCAGGUGUCCGCCAAACUCAACAGCAAUGAUCCGGCACAGAUGGAAGAAGCUGUCAAGGAGCUGAACUCCAUGCUGAGCAACGAGAACCUGAGGCUGCAGGAAGUGUGCAAGAGACUGCAGGAGAAGCAGCAGAACCUGACCCAGGAGUUCAGUCAGCUGCAGACACGUCUGGAGGGCGCGGAGUCCCGGGUCUCUGUUCUGGAUGGACUCAUCGAGGAUCUGCAGUGGGACAUCGAUAAGGUCCGGAAAAGAGAGCAGCGUCUGAACAGACACCUGUCUGAGGUCCUGGAGAGGGUCAACUCCAAGGGUUACAAGGUGUACGGAGCCGGGAGCAGCUUGUAUGGAGGGACCAUCACCAUCAAUUCUAAGAAGUUUGAGGAGAUGACGUCCGAGGUCGAUAUGAAUAAGGAGCUCGCGGUGAACCGGCUGCAGGAACUGGACAAACUGAGGCAGGAUCUGACGGAGGUGACGGCCGAGAACCAGGAGCUGCAGGCCUUGCUGGCGAACGCGGUGGAGGAGAACGUGCGGGUGUCCCCCGAGUACCGCUGCAUGCAGUCCCAGUUCUCCGUCCUGUACAACGAAUCUCUGCAGCUGAAGGCCCAGCUGGACGAGGCCCGAUCCCUCCUGCACGGGACGCGCGGCAACCACCAGCGCCAGCUCGAGCUCAUAGAGAGGGACGAGGUGUCUCUACAGAAGAAGGUGCGCACGGAGGUGAUUCAGCUGGAGGACACGCUCGCCCAAGUAAGGAAGGAGUAUGAGAUGCUGAGGAUUGAGUUUGAGCAGACGCUGGCGGCCAACGAGCAGGCUGGUCCUAUAAAUCGUGAGAUGCGCCAUUUGAUAAGCAGCCUCCAGAACCACAACCAUCAGCUGAAGGGCGAAGUGCUGCGCUACAAGAGACGUCUGCGGGAAAUCCAAGGAGACAUCAGCAAGAUGCGUUCGCGCACUUGUAGUGGUCUCUUCCUGCUGCCCUCACAGUCCAGCGUGGAGGAGCCCAAAGAGGAAGCCCUGGAAAUAAAGAUCGAGCCGGAGGAGAGCGCCCCUCCCACCCCCACCUCCUCCCAGCCCGAGCCCGUCCUGAAGCGUGAGGAGGAGGAGGUGCAGGCGCAGCCGCAGCAGAGAGACCGGCGAGAGCGGGAGAAGGACCGAGAGCGAGACCGCGGGAGGGAGAAGGAGAGAGGAGACAGCUCCAAGGACAAGUCCAAACACGAGCCCGACACCAAACGCAAGGACGCCGAGAGCGUCAAACAGAUGAAGGCCGAUCUGAAACGGGUCCAGGAGUCUCUACGAGACAUGAAGCUGCUCCUGGACAUGUAUCGCUCGGCACCCAAAGAGCAAAGGGACAAGGUGCAGCUGAUGGCGGCCGAGAGGAAGAGCAAAGCGGAGUUGGAAGAACUCCGCCAGCGGGCCCGGGAACUAGAGGAGAGAGAGCGCAGAGACAGCAAGAAGAUGGCCGACGAGGACGCACUACGCCGGAUGAGAGCGGCAGAGGAACAGACAGAGGCUCUGCAGAAGAGACUGUCCACGGCCAAACAAGAGGAGGAGGCGCUGCUGUCGGAGAUGGAUGUCACGGGGCAGGCGUUCGAGGACAUGCAGGAGCAGAACAUCCGCCUGAUGCAGCAGCUGAGGGAGAAGGACGACGCCAACUUCAAGCUCAUGUCCGAAAGGAUCAAAUCCAACCAGAUCCAUAAACUACUGAAGGAGGAGAAGGAGGAGCUGGCGGAUCAGCUGCUCACCCUGCGCACCCAGGUGGACGCCCAGCUGCAGGUUCUGCGAAAGUUGGAGGAGAAGGAACAUCUACUACAAAGCAGCAUCACCACCGGGGAGAAGGAGCUGACCCUGCGCACACAGGCCCUGGAUCUCAGCAAACGCAAGGCAACAGAGGCCUCACAGCAAGCAGAGGAGCUGCGGGUCCAGCUGGAGCUGUCACAGAAAAAGUUGCAGGACCUGCGGGUGGAGAUUAUAGAAAACAGUGCGAGCCGGGAAAAGGAUGCGUUCAACUACAAGAGAGCGCAGGAGGACAUCUCCCGCCUUAGGAAGAAACUGGAAACCACUAAGAAGCCGGAUCAAGUGCCGCCCUGUGAUAAGAUCUUAAUGGAGGAGAUCAAAGAGUGCAAGACGCGCCUCACAUGUCCGUGCUGCAACUCCCGCAAGAUGGACGCCGUGCUGACCAAGUGUUUCCACGUCUUCUGCUUUGAGUGCGUAAAGACGAGAUACGACACGCGGCAGCGCAAGUGCCCGAAAUGCAACGCCGCGUUCGGAGCCAAUGAUUUCCAUCGUAUUUACAUCGGCUGAGGGGCGGGGCCUGUGCUCAGCAUCUAUGGACUCUACAUUGCUCGCCUGUCUACACGCACACCGCCCGGUACACCGCCCCCCGUCUCCCCGUACACCGCCCCGUCUCCUCAUACUGUCUCCACAUAUAGAUGGAACCUUCUCUGGACUGCGCCCCCUGGUGGUGACUGGCCGUAGUGAUGACACCCCAUUGUUUUUUUACCAUAAAUGACUCUUGUUCUGCCAACGGGAGAUAAAGAUAUUUAUUGUUCUAGAAUCUUCCUGAUUUCUACAGAUCACGUGACCUCUAUCGGCGUCUGCGGGCGAUGACGGUGAAUCCGAGGCCGACCAAAACUAAAAGACCAUUGAAUGGACAUACGGACAUUGUUUACUAGAAACAGCGCCCCUCCUGUCCAAAGGCUCUAUGGAGUAUUGCAGCUCCGCCUUUAAAGGGGUACUCCACUGACCAAUGUUCGGUGUGACGCCCCCUCCCAUAGACUUGCAUAGAGGGGGCGUGGCAUAACAUCCAAGGGGGCGUGGCCGACCCCUGCAGCAGGCACUCAGCGUUCGGAACUAAAUAUGCCGAUCACUGGCCAGUGGAGUACCCCUUUAAUGACUUGCCUGGAACAUAGCUGUAAUUCCAGACCCUGCCUGUAGACAAUAGUGGCGCUGUUUUUGGAAGAGAUCAGUUCACACCAUGUCUAGGCCGUACAACAGAGAUAUACGUUCUAUACCUGCUCUGUGCCGCCGUAUAGUGUGAACACAGCCUGACUAGCGCCUCUUCUGGUGGCCGGUGGUGGUUGCAGGGACCUAAAUAACCUUUUAAAAUAGUAAAAAAAUGUAAAUUAUUGUCACAAGAUGGCGGUAUUACCUAUGAUACACGUAGGCGCCGCCCAUUGUUUACAUGAAUUCUAGCGUUCCGGAGUGACGGUUCGGUGUUACCGGGUUGGUGUAUGAGAUGGCGGACUACACCAGCGAGACAGCCGAUCUCCGUCACCAUGGCACUUCCUUUCUGACGCCAUCUUUGCCUUUUGGCGCGGCGGAUGUUUUCGGGCGAUCGUUUCACCCCUUUUAUGUCUCGCUUGUGAUUUUCUUGCUUUAGGGUUUGUUCACACUGCGGAAUUCCGGGAGUAGAAUUCCGCGUUCCCAUCAGUGCGAACGGGUCUUACGCGAGAUCCGUUCGUACUGCGGAAUUUCAGCGGUGGACAGUUCUGUGCAGAACAUGUUCAUUCUUUGCGCGGAAUUCCGCGAGUACUGCAUAGCGGUCAAUGGUGACGAAGUAUCUUCGGCGGCCGCCGCCUGACGGAAUCUCCGCAGUGCGAACGUAUCCUUAGUUGUGGAUCUUGUGAGAGCGUAACAUGUGACUAGAGGAUCGGACCACUGCGGUAAUAUUGCAGGGGGGAGUUGGGGGCUCGUCCGGGAUGACUCCGCCU